Molecule: messenger RNA, 300 nt
Organism: Diversispora eburnea
Lineage: Eukaryota; Fungi; Glomeromycota; Glomeromycetes; Diversisporales; Diversisporaceae
Source: the annotation of a GenBank genome assembly
AUGGAUCAUUUGCAUUUGAUUGAUCCUUUAAUAACUGUUGAUGACCUAAUUCACUAUACAAGAGACAGCGAUGUCAAAUUAAGUGGGAAAAACGCUCUUUUCAUUCAAAUCUUCCGAUUAAAAGGUCUAUUAGCAAAAGAUCUUUACAUCGAUCUGUGGAAUUUGGCUUCCCCGGAUCAAAGAAGAGCGUACGAAAAUUUGGCAAAUGACUUCAAUGUCCUUAACAAGGACAAAAAGCGACGUCUAAAUAGACGUAAUAACAAUAAUAAUGACAUGAUAAACGGGUUCAAUUUUCCGUAA